CUAGGAAGCUUACAUUCAGGAACAUCAGUUCUUGUUGGCACAGCAAUUUGCAGCAGAACAACUUUAUCACGCCAUAGAGGGUUCUCCUCAAGAAACUUCUCAAAUGCAAGUAUCUUCUGUGGUAUUCCCUUAAUCAUAUCGAGACGAUCAACCCUAGCAUCACCUAUUAAAGAGUAG
Linum tenue is the source of this 177-nucleotide messenger RNA. Lineage: Eukaryota; Viridiplantae; Streptophyta; Magnoliopsida; Malpighiales; Linaceae. The record is from the annotation of a GenBank genome assembly.